Andrographis paniculata is the source of this 2088-nucleotide messenger RNA. Its product is annotated as pentatricopeptide repeat-containing protein At1g09820. The record is from RefSeq and is a predicted model, not a curated record. Gene Ontology annotation, molecular function: protein binding. The transcript has a single exon. Lineage: Eukaryota; Viridiplantae; Streptophyta; Magnoliopsida; Lamiales; Acanthaceae. Bases 270 to 2048 code for a protein of 592 amino acids.
UCAGCUUCUUCUUCCCCAUUCUUCUCAAUUUUUUUUUUCUUUUUACGUCGCCUGUUCUGCAUUUCUUCUUCCUCCCCGUUCUUCUUUCAUUUUGAUUUUUUCUUUUUCCUUCUUUACCUGUUUCCGCGCCGACCGCCGUUUUCGGGGGCAACGGACCUCUGAGUUCCUGUUCAACUCUACUUCGCCAAAGAGACUGAGGAGCAAUAGCCGUGUUCGGGGAAGGCGACGGACUCUCCAGGUUCCUAUGUAGCUCCCCCCUGAUUGUAUCCAUGCGCCGCCUCCGACGACUAACCUCUCCGGCGCCAUUUUUGCCUCGCGCGUUUUGUACUCUCCGUAUAUUGGUUCCAGACCAAAAUUCCCCUUCCCAAAUUUCGUCUCUCAUCUCCGAUCAAAACUGGUCGCAGCUAAAAUCCGUCGUAGAAUCCUCCAGCCCUAGCGAAUUCCUCCGCCAGCUCUUCGAAUUCCCCAAUUUCAACACCGGCCACAUUUUAUCCUUCUUCAAAUGGUCGCAGCACGCUUUCGAGGUAACUCACUCCGUCGAUCACUACGCAGAGCUGUUCAUCCGUCUAGCCAACGAGAAACGGUACGGGAAGGUACGCUCAUUAUUGCACUUAUUUGUAAAGCAAAACAGCACAAUUUCAAUUCCUAGGGUUUCCAAUGCUCUAUUAACCGCAAGCGACAAUUCGUGCGCCACUAGCGUCGUAUUCGACAUGUUAUUGCUUGAAUGUGUCUACAAUGGCAAGGUAGACACAGCAUUGGAAGGUUUCAGGCGAGCUUGGAGCUAUGGCUUCAAAUUAUCUGUUGUUUCCUGUAACUCAUUGUUGAGUUCUUUGGCGAAGGAACAUAGAACAGGUGAAAUGGAGUAUGUGUACAAGGAAAUGAUUAGGCGAAAAAUGGAUCGCAAUACGAUCACAUACAAUACAGUGGUGAAUGGUUUGUGUAAAGCCGGAAAGUUGAACAAGGCCGGUGAUGUAGUCGAGGAUAUGAAGCUCUACGGGGCAGCGCCGAAUGUGGUGACAUACAAUGCUCUGAUCGACGGGCAUUGUAAACGGGCCGGGCCGGGGAGAAUGCAUAAGGCCGAUGCUUUGGUUAAGGAGAUGAUUGAGAGAGGAAUUUCGCCGAAUUUGAUCACUUACAAUACUUUGAUCGACGGGUUUUGUAAGGACGGUAAUUUAGUUGCAGGCGAAAGAAUGUUGAAGGAGAUGAAGGAGCAAGGUUUAAGGCCAAACGUGAUCACGUAUAAUUCGUUGAUCAAUGGAUUUUGCGGUGAGGGAAAGUUUGACAAAGCGAUGGUAUUGAGGGAAGAAAUGACGGAAGCGGGAUUGGAACCGACCGUUGUUACGUAUAAUACGUUUAUCAACGCAUUUUCGAAGAGGGGUAUGUUGAAGGAGGCUAAGGAUUUAUUCGAGGAAGUUAUGGAAACGGCGGUCGACUUCCCCGCGUCGACGUUCAAUUGUUUGAUCGACGGGUAUUGCAAGGCGGGGCAGGUCGAGAGUGCCGUCGACGUGUUCAAUCUAAUGGUGGAGAAGAACGUCCGUCCUAACGUGACGACGUACACGACCUUAAUUUCCGGUUACUACAGCGGCGGGAACGGAGAAGCCGCGGAGAGGCUCGUAAACGAGAUGGAGGAGAAAGGGUUGACGGCGGACGUUACGAGUUAUAACGUAAGGAUCCUUGCGAUGUGUAAGAAAGGUGAAAUGAGGAGGGCUGUUGGAUUUGUCGACGAAAUGUGGCGGAGAGGAUUGAACCCGAAUCGGGCGACGUACAAUUCGUUGAUGACGGGGUAUUUCGAGGGAGGGAACGUGGGCGCGGCGUUGGGUGUGAAGAAGAGAAUGGAGAAGGAAGGGAUGAAGGGUAAUGUUGCGACGUACAAUGUGUUGAUAAAGGGUUAUUGUGAGAAUGGGAAGUUGGAGGAAGCGAAUAAGUUUGUGAAUGAGAUGUUGGAGAAAGGAUUGGUGCCGAAUCGAGUGACUUUUGAGAUUAUUAAGGAGGGGAUGGUUGAGAAAGGGUUUGUUCCGGACGUUGAUUGUGGUUUUGUUGCAGCUUAGUUUACUUGUGCUAAGGCUCCUUGAUUGAGAUUUGAAUUCA